This is a messenger RNA of Opisthorchis viverrini, 846 nucleotides long. RefSeq lists its product as hypothetical. Gene Ontology annotation, biological process: mitochondrial respiratory chain complex I assembly; electron transport coupled proton transport; aerobic respiration. Gene Ontology annotation, molecular function: 4 iron, 4 sulfur cluster binding; NADH dehydrogenase (ubiquinone) activity; quinone binding. Bases 368 to 766 code for a protein of 132 amino acids. The record is from RefSeq and is a predicted model, not a curated record. NCBI's taxonomy places the organism in Eukaryota, Metazoa, Platyhelminthes, Trematoda, Opisthorchiida, Opisthorchiidae. The transcript has 2 exons.
GCGCGAUUUUGAAACGCAUCUGGCGUUUUCGUCGUAGCCGCAGGCGAUGAUUGGGUGUUCGGUGGCCCUGAGGUUUCACACAGGUCGCAAUGUGUUACUCGACUUGAGAAAUGUCACUUGUGUGAAAGCUAUGAGUACACUUCAGAAAAAGUACCACCCUUGGAUAGAUCUGCCUAAUGACUAUCCGUUUCAGUCCUGAAGUCCCAACUAAAAAGGAAGAGCCAUAUAAAUCUUAUAGUCCUUUCAAGCCAGAAGGGAAAUUUGACUAUGUCAUCACCCGGACAGAUGAUCUCAUAAAUUGGGCCCGCAAAGUGGUUUCAUUCAAUUCCUCAUCGGUUGUUUUGCUCACUAGAAUUCAAUCUGGCCAAUGACAUUCGGGUUGGCUUGUUGUGCCCUGGAAAUGAUGCAGAUGGCGGGGCCCCGGUAUGACAUGGAUAGGUUUGGGGUGGUCUUUCGAGCAAGUCCACGGCAAGCGGAUUUAAUGAUCGUGGCAGGCACUGUGACAAACAAAAUGGCUCCUGCCGUUCGUAGGUUAUGGGACCAGAUGACCCACCCCAAAUGGGCCAUUUCAAUGGGAUCUUGCGCCAGUAGUGGUGGAUACUAUCAUUAUUCUUACAGCGUAUUGCGAGGAGUGGACCGGAUAAUCCCGGUCGACAUAUAUGUUCCAGGUUGCCCUCCAUCCGCCGAGGCACUGCUGUAUGCCACAUUACAACUUCAGAAGAAGAUCAAGUCUAUGCGAACCCAGCAGUUUUGGUAUCGCAAGUGAUUUAGCACAAAUUUAACUCUUGUCAAUCUACUGGUUUAUUAUCAUCAUAGAUGACGUCCGUUUUUUGUUAUCAACAUGCA